Messenger RNA from Micropterus dolomieu (smallmouth bass), 6256 nucleotides. It is a transcript of the gene atxn7l1, whose product is annotated as ataxin 7-like 1. The coding region runs from base 386 to 2470 and encodes 694 amino acids. The record is from RefSeq and is a predicted model, not a curated record. The transcript has 14 exons. Lineage: Eukaryota; Metazoa; Chordata; Actinopteri; Centrarchiformes; Centrarchidae.
CGGCUCUCAGCAAAGCAACAAGAAGGAAGAGCAAUGGCGACACUGGAUCGCCAAAUACCAAGUCUGGAUACCUUCCUUUGCGAGCCUUGGUCUUCCUUCGUCAGUGCGGCUAAAUUACGUUUUGUUGACAACGCAGACUCGAGAGACGAAGAGCUUUACUGCCUCGGCGAAGCCCUGAAGCUCAGCAAAGAAGAGAUGCUUGUCUACAGCCAGUUUCCAGCACUGGGGGAUUUUUGUCUUGAUGUCUGCAAUCAGGUGGUCACUCCUCAGGGCAUCCUCACACACUAUGGUAGCAGGGGUGUAGUUUUCCUGUGAGACAGUCAAAGAGAGACACACUCCUGGACCACACCCCCCCAUUCCCUCCCCACCCUUCUCCCACAAAGACAUGCAUAGCAAAAACCAGAAGCGCCACGUCUCCCCUGUCCCCUCCAGGAGCCCCGUGGCCCCAAUGAAGCCCAAAGCACCUGCAGUGGCCCCGGCUGUGACUCCCAGUCCUGGGGACACACUGGCCUUCAGGGUCCCUAAAGAUUAUCCUCACUCCCGCUUCAGCAAGGCUCCACUUGCUGUCUACCCACCAAAGGGGGCACGGAACAAGACUUGUGUUUCCCUUCCAGUUGUGAGCCUGGAGAAGAUGCCUUGCCUCAACCGAGCCGGCUCAGCGUCACAUGUACGCAUCACCUCCUCCUCCCCUUCCUCCCUCAAACCUCAAUCCCUCACUCCCCCAGCCUCCCAACGGUCCAGCGAGAAGCUCACUAACGGUCGCGGCACCAGCGGUCCAUCCACGCCACGCUCCACCACGUCUCCAUCCUCUCUGGACGGGCGGCCCAGUCCGGCACGCUCUCCGCUUGACCGACGACCGCCGUCUACACCUUCUCCUUCCACGCUGGACCGGAAACCCUCCCCGUCGCCUUCCCCUUCUCACCGAGCUGGUGCUUUGCUGCCGUCGUCGCCAUUGCAGAAGAAGCAGCAAAAUGGAACUAAGACUUCCUCCAGGUCACAGAAAAGACUCUCAGGGAGAGUGUUUGAUCCUAACAAGCACUGUGGAGUUCAGGACCCCGAGACUAAACGACCCUGCACGCGGUCUCUCACCUGCAAGACUCACUCUUUAACCCACCGGCGAGCCGUCCCGGGCCGGAGGAAACAUUUCGACAUCCUCCUGGCUGAACACAAGGGGCGAGCGAAGGAGAAGGAGAAAGACAGGGAUGCAACGCUGGGAGGAAAGGAAGGCAGCAGCCAGAGUAUAACAUCACAAGAGACCCCAUGUCCCAGCAAGCCUCAAUGCCAAAAUGGACGAUCCCUGUCCACACUGAAGCUAAGGCUGGCAAAUGCACAUAUACCCAGGGUUCCAGGCUCCUCCUCCUCCACCUCCAGUCCUCUGCCCUCAGCACCAGCUCCUGCCCCGGCCCCUAACCCAGAGCCGUCUCCCCACAGUUGGGUGACAGCAGCAGGUGACGGCAGUCGACUUUCCAGUGAUGAGGGAGACGCAGAGACUCAAGAGGACACUGACAGACCUGCCUUUCGCUAUUCCAGUCACCACCCACAGCCUUUAGGGUUUUGCAUGUUCAGCAGUAGGCUCAUGGGACGGGGCCACUAUGUGUUCGACAGGCGAUGGGACAGGAUGAGGCUGGCGCUACAGAACAUGGUGGAGAAACACCUUAACGCACAGAUGUGGAGGAAGGUGCCUCUGGCUGCUGAGAGCCUCCUCUCCUCCUCUGGUACCUCCCCCGUCUCCUCCGUCACGUCGCCUCUGCUCUCCUCCCCCUCCAACUCCCUAUCCUACACAGCCACAUUUUCUCAGUCUGCAUCGAUGGCCGGGGUGUUCAGCAUUCGAGACGCUGCGCAGCCCAUUGGCCAAGUUUCCACACCGGGUAAAGCCCGUAACGGCACGCAUAAAGCCAGCCGCCCAUCCAAAGACAUAGAGGACUCUGUGGGAUCUAAGAAGAGAAAAAACUCUCCCUACUCCUCCUCAACAUCCUUUCCUCCUUCUUCUUCUUCCUUGUUUCCCACUGUGGAUAAUCAUAAGAGGAACGGCAGUAGCUAUCAUCCAAUAUUACAAAGUUCGGGGGGGAUAUCAGCAACAACUCCAGCCAGGAAAAAGGGACUUGGACGUGGGGGAAGCACACUUUGGAGCAGCAGAGACGACUGGCUAUCCAGAGCAGAAGGAUCUCAAAGCCACAGCUCACAGAACAGUCGGGAACUUGGCACAACCAGUAUACCCCACUCACCCAACAGGGAGCCUGCCUCCUCCCCCCAUCAGCCCCUGGCCCCCCCCUCCGGACCUUUGGCUUAUGGGGGAGGAGCAGAAGGGAGGAAGAGGAGGAGUCCCAGCUCUUACAGAGGGAAGGCCAGCAAGCUGAGCAGGCCAGGCGGGUUGGAGAGCCUCUGUGGCAGUGGGAGCGACAGCGGGGGAAUACUGGCUUCAGGGCCCGAAUCCCCAAGACAAGUGAUGGACCAGCUGCCAUGGAGAUAGCCCAGCUGUCAUCACAUGGCCUAGGCCAAGUUGCAUCACUGACAGAAACCUGUUUCAUGGACUGAAUGUUGGGCAGCUGUGCAGGCCACUACCGUUUGUGACCUUUGACCUCACUGCUCUUCCACUGAGAGCGCCAAUCAGACUGCUUCAUCUCGGUGAUGUCACCCCUAUUUACCCAGUGACAGUUCAGUACACCCACUGUGACAUUGGGGCUCUGGAGUCUUUACCCCCAGCCGGCUGGCAGUCAAUUCCGCUGUCCAUCUCCGUAUUACGGAAAAGCUUCCGAUGGAAAGCUGCUGUGCAUCACUGUGGCCGCGGUCUGUUCAGAACAAGACAGUGGAAUCCAAAAACUCAUCCUCUGAAAAAAGGGAAUUUGCCUCGCACAGUUUUCAAGGAAUUGUCAAUAACAUCACCACUGUAACAUUUUUGGGGAGACAAUGUUUUUCACAACCAGGUGAUUUUCUGGUUGUUGUGACCAUUUUCCUGGUUGCUGUAUCCUGUCAGCUGACAAGGAAAGAGGUCCCUGAUUGUUUUUUGGGAGUUAGAUGGUUGAAGGACCUACGGACACGACUACUGUAGGACUCAGCCUUUGGCUAUGCCACCUCAACUGCCCCAUCCCACUCCCAUUUUCUGUCUUUCUCUUGAUUUUUGCUUUUCCUCUUCCUCAAAGAUGGAAGGGACAACAGCAGUUGUAGUUGGGUUUUAUCCAGCCUUUUCUCCUCUUUUAACCUCCUCCUUUUUCUUUAUUACUCUCUGUCUUUCUUUACUACGCUUUAUAUCAAACAACUUCUCCACAAUUCUCUUUUUUCCUUUACCCCCCCCCCCCCGCCCCCCAAUCCAUCCCAGCAUGCCUGUGUUCAAAGUGCACUUACUGCCCUCACUUCCCCUUGCUUCCCUCUUCACUGACUCCAGAGCAGUCUCCAGCAGUGCCACACGAGGACCUGUUUGCACAAGGGAAGAAAGUCGCCUGUGUUACGCCGCCGCGUCAAUGCAUUUUAUUUCAAUAUAGGAAGAAAUCAGAUUUUAUUUUGAAGAAGUUUUUUCUUCAUUCUGGUUUUAAAUGUUGCAAGAAACACAAACUCCUGUCUGUGUGUCAGGACUUGCAUCCAAAAAGGAAUUAUUACUACGGAGUUGGAUCGUUUUGUUUAUUUGUUUUUUGUAUAAUAAUUUAUCGUUUUUAAAUGAUGUUUGUUUUCUAACUGACCAUCAAGGUUUGAGCUACAGUGACUUUUUGAGCAAAAGAUAGAUUUCUAUGGUAUCUUGAAGAAAUGUUGAAAGUAUUAUGAUUGUUCAUAAUGUUGAAAAUGUGUACAUAUGUGUUAGUAUUUUUGUAUUUAUUAAUAAUUGUCCCCUUUUACUAAAUAUGAGCUGAAGAGAGGGAGCAUUUUGCCCUUCUAGCUUGGUCCAUGUUAAAUAAUAUUGAUGAGAUUGGCCUGGUUUCUCAAAAUCUUCAAGAAUUUGUUCAUUACCAUGUUUUUUUGAAAAUGAAUAUGUAUUUGUGGCCAGUUCUGCUCAAGUUGUGGUCAAUUCAAAAAAUGUUUUUAUUCAGGCCUGUUCUAAUAACUACUAACUAGUUAAGUCUGGCUAAUUAUGUUGCCUAAAAAUAUCUUGACUCAAGGAACGCUUGCAUAGCUUUCAACCCCAUCUCACCAUAAACGUCCAUAAAAGUUACUAAUUGUAGAGUAUGUACUAUUUACUAAUCAUUAUAGUGUACUUUUUUUUGCAGUUGGUAUACAAGAAACAGCUAUUUUAACAGUUUAAAGAGGAAAUUACACAAUAUAUCCACCUACAGAUGGGAAGCUACAAGCUUAAUAGUGUUUUUUGUUUAUGUUGCUACAUCUUUCUGGCAGUGUGAGCAUAUUACAUACUCAAACCUGUACAGAAUUAGCGUGUAGUUUGAAAUUGGGACUGAGCAACAGCCGUCAUCAGCAGAUGGAGUUUACUCAGUUGCCAUGGAGAUGGCUCAGGUGUCAUCACAUGACCAAAGUACUUUAAUGAACCUCGAUCAUCACUUUGUCAAGACGUCCUCCUCUUUAGAUCUUGUCAAACCUAGGAGGGGAUGGUACAGAAUAUCAGUUGACCAGUAUUUCUCUUCACAUUUCUAAUAGAUCUGCGCCCGGCAGCACAAUUCAUCUCUGGCUAAUGAACAAAGGUUAAUUUUGUGAAACCAGGCCCUGGUUAGUAUUUUCAUAUAAAGGGCCCCACAUUCCUGUUUGCCUGUGGUUCCACCCUUUUUCAUACUUCUUCCAAUGUUCAAAACUAUUGCUAUAUUUUUUCCAGUCAGGUGUAGUCUCUGUUGUGUAUGUAAAAUCAAAGCCAGGUCAAAAUGCCUUCACUUAUCAGCUUACACCCAUCAGUGGCUCACUGCACUGGAAAUGCAGCAUAGCCAUUCCUGUGAGCCUUUAAUAAUAUAAUUGUCUACAAGAUGCACACAUACAGCAACAGGUGUACCAAACUAGUGCUGAUUGGAGCGACAACAUUGAAAGGGGAAAUUCAUGAUUAAAAUUCAAUCACAGCAUAUGUUUUCUGUUGCAGCUCAUUGCCACAACUUCACGUCCAAAGUGACACAAACAUGGUUGGAGGUACAAGGAAAAUGCUGAAAUCAUAAAAUGUGGGGCGAUUUCUUUGCUUAAAUCGCAAUGCCAUAAUAUGUCAAAAAACCAAAUGGUAAAGACCUUCAAACUGUCUGAAACGUACCCUGUGUAUUCAUCCAGUGUUGCUGAUGAAGCUAAAAUAACUGAAAGCAUUUUGAUUUGCUUGAUGGCAGAGAGAAGCCGCUCCCACCUGGUACUUGCCAACUGCUUCAGUGGACAGACCUAGGAUUGGUUUGUUUUGGGGUUUGUUUGUUUUGUUCUGUUUUGGUCUCUAAAGCAUCUGAGCACUAACAAUGAAUGAAUUGUACAUAAUCAUUUGUAUUUGUGUUGUGCUUUUCCCAAGUGCUUCCCCUGAUGACACUUUAUUCAUCAGUGUGUGAGAUUGUGUAGCAGUUUAGUGAUACGGGCUCAGUGGUUUUCAUUUGACUGUAGAUACACAUGGUUUAUUGGUUAACUGGUUAACAUGCCUACAGUUACAUUAUAAACUUUUUCCACUAUGUUCUCUGUUUAACGCAACAUACCAACAGAUGUACUAGUGUAUAGAUGUUUUAUGUGGGUUUAAUGGCUGAAAACCAUGGUUGUGGCGGGAAUCUAUGUUGAGGUGACAAGAUGUAUUUUCCACUGAGUGUCCUCUCACAUGUAUCUACAAAUGAAAGAUAACUUAGCGCUAUGAUGUUUUUGGGCAAUGCCACCCUGGCUCACUGUUUAUAGAAAUGGGAAGUUAGUCUGUUGCAGCUAAAAUUAAGACAAAGCUCAUGGAUGUUGAUGUCAGAGUUGUAUAUUGGCUUGAAGUUUAUGGAGGUAUUUAACAGUUGUUGUUUUUUUUUAAACCCUCCUUUCUUUUUUUGCACUUUGUCAUAAUGCCCAGAUUUUUAAUCAACUUCUAUUUAUAUAAAUAUCUGAAAUAUAAAAAAAAUCUACAUCUAUAUAUUUGUAAAAGUGUUUCUGGCAACUACAGUAAUAGAAGAUGAAGAGUAUAUUCAUGGUGAAUGGGCCCCUAAACCAGCAGACUGUGUUUUUGCUGAUCCACGCUGGUGGUGAAUGUUGAAUUUCUGAAAAUGCCUUGUUAGACUUGGGGUUGAUUCACUCUCACUGCAGUUGGUUCAGAAAAUGUAUUUCACAUCAAAACAACUGAACGCUUGCUGGAAAAAAAAGGUCUUAUAUCUAAGCUUUUAUUAAAUGAUUGAAAGUG